This is a messenger RNA of Telopea speciosissima, 825 nucleotides long. RefSeq lists its product as uncharacterized. NCBI's taxonomy places the organism in Eukaryota, Viridiplantae, Streptophyta, Magnoliopsida, Proteales, Proteaceae. The transcript has a single exon. The coding region runs from base 1 to 825 and encodes 274 amino acids. The record is from RefSeq and is a predicted model, not a curated record.
AUGGUCAAGCAGGCACAUGAGCGCAACAAGAAUAAGUACUGUCGCUUUCAUCAGGACCACGGUCACGACACCGAGGAGUGCAGACAGCUGAAUGAUGAGAUAGAGGCUCUCAUCCAGAGAGGGCGCCUAAGCCGAUUCAUCAAAAGAGAAGGGAACAACCGUAGGUCGGAUUACCGGGCUCGGGAGCCAGAGGGAAGACAGAGAUCACCCCCCAGAGCUGAUAAAGAGGAACCACACCGAGGUAAGCCCCAUACUGAGAACGUACCCCUGAGGGAGAUAACAACCAUAUUUGGUGGGCUUGGUAUGGGAGGAGAAACCUCAAACUCCCGAAAGCAGCACGCUCGGAAUGUACUCCAAGCCGAGGUAACAGUUAAAAAGAGAAGAAUUGAUCAUCACAUAACCUUCUCAGAUGAAGACCUGGAAGAUAUUCAAUCUCCCCAUGAUGAUGCCUUGGUAAUCAAGAUGGUUAUCGCUAAUUGCACGGUAGGGAGGAUCCUGGUGGACAAUGGGAGCUCAGCUGACAUCUUGUAUUAUGAUGCCUUAGAAAAGAUGCUCCUGAAACCCGAGAUGCUGAAAAGAGUGGAGUCUCCCUUAUACGGUUUCAAUGGGGCCCCGCUACAGGUGGAAGGAUCAAUUGAGUUGCUGGUUACCGUGGGGACAGAACCCAAACUCUCUACGGUGAUGAUGAACUUCCUGGUGGUAAAGGUGAAUUCCACGGACAAUGGAAUAUUGGGGCGACCGGGACUCAAUGCACUGCAGGCGGUGGUCUCAACCCCACACCUAGUCAUGAAAUUCCCAACUGACCAUGGAGUGGGGCAAUGUUGA